AUGUUAGAAAAAAAGUUUGCUGACAUUGACAAAAAAUUUGAGAAUGUUUUAAACAAGAACAAGAGGAAGUUAGAAAAUGCUCAGAUAAAACCUAUACAUGACAAGUUCCUAUUUGCUCAGAAUGGUAUAACAGGUCUAAUCGCACCACCUGGGUCGGGUAAGACUUUCACUUAUCUUAAAAUGGCUGCACAACAACAAGAACUAGAUGAGAAGAACCCAUUCUAUGAGUUAGUAGUCAUUUGUAGUACUUCUGGUCAAUUUGACCAAACCGUCAAUUCGUUCAAAGAUAUUAUAAAAAAGUCUAAGUUAGUAUGUAUAAAAGACUCUGAGUUGUUAGAUUGGAUAAAGAAGUACCAAAGAAGAGUUUUGAAGUACAAUGCUAUAAAUGAGUAUGUCAAUUCGAAGUUUAAAGACCCAAAUGAGGAAAUGCAGAGAAUAUUA
Molecule: messenger RNA, 441 nt
Organism: Trichomonas vaginalis G3
Lineage: Eukaryota; Parabasalia; Trichomonadida; Trichomonadidae
Product: P-loop containing nucleoside triphosphate hydrolases family
Exons: 1
Molecular function (GO): hydrolase activity; DNA binding; ATP binding
Source: RefSeq, a predicted model, not a curated record